UUGAAAAUAGUUGUGUCUAAGUGACUUAGAAAGGUGAUGAGUCAUUCAAAAGCACUACCUAGUGGGGAGGGGAGGAAGGUAAUCUGGUAGAAAUUUUACUUCCGGUUUUGUACUCAACAAAUUAUUGGGCUCAGCCAGUACAAAGGCCAUCCCACCGUGUCAGGCCAUAUAGUGUUAAAUAUUAAAUUACCCGUUUCCAAUUUUAUGAACCCUUACAUUUGAAUACCGUGACAGUUGUCUGCGGUCAUGGGAUUUCUGUGGUCCUUAGUGGCUAUUUCUGCUGGGUAUUUUCUCGGUGAAAUCGUUCGGCUUGCCCUCCGACGAAUCCUUCCCAGAGUGUACUACCCAUACGCUAACGAACUGAUCUCCACCUUCCAGUUGUCAGUUUGUGUUUUCGAGAUUUCCGUAAUCGGAAGAUUCUAUAAUUCUUGGAUUGCGCUGUUGUGUUCUUUUGUUCUGCUUACUGUAAAAAAUGUUGGAUUCAUUUUCGAAGGAGCUUUCGCGAAUCCUUGCGGGCUUUUAGAGGACCUUGUUUACGAGAAGGGAUACUGGCUAUCGGAUAACAUAGCGAAAAUCUUCUUCCAAGUUUUAGGCGCGCUUUUAAGCUUUCCGUUCAUUCAGAUGCUAUGGCUGUCGACAUGGAGUGAACUACAUUAUCAGCAAAUAAAGAGAGGCCUUCGAUCUACUCUCGAUGUUUCCCUGUUGUAUGGAUUUUCGAUCGAGAUCUUGGCCACUUUCGUGUCCACCGCGAGCGACUUCUUGUCACGUGGCACACUAAGAAGGUUUAACCCAGUGAUUCGAUCCGCGAUCUGCGUCCUUCUUAGCUUCUUUCUUUCCGAAACUACUGGAACGUGGAUGAACCCUGCCUUGGCUACGGCGCAAACGUUCGUGUAUUGCUCAAGGAACGAAGUUAUUACUGAGCAUCUGUUCGUGUUUUGGCUAGGACCGAUUAUCGGAACACUAGCGGCUAUUGAAAUGAACACUUUAUUUCUGAAGCCUUCGGUGAUUACCCAAGGAAGAGAGAAGAACUUAGCAAAGAAGAUCAAGCAAUCUUCAGCUAAGAAUCAUCGGGAUGGAGCCGUAAAUUCUAACAGAAAUCAAAAGGAAAGAUUUGCAAAAAACGCUUAACGUUAUUUAUACUGACAAACUCUGAACUCGUGUACCACACACACUGUAACCAGAUUUUAAGUGCUCUUCUUCGAGGUCAAUAUUUUACCGAGUCAUUCUAACUCGAUUUUAUUUCGGGAUUUUCUCUAUUUUUAAAAAAUUCUUAUGGGGUUUUUUAAACGUUAUUUACCUUGGCCAAAGGAAGAUUAUAAGCGCAGAUAAACGUGUUUUCCAUGUGAUUCCGUGACAUUUGAUUUGCAUAACAAUAUAACUCUGUCCUUUGCCCUGGGGCACAUCGAUCGUAAGAGGUUCGUUUCAGAACAACAUAAAAAAAUAUCAUUAAAAAAUUGGCAUAAAAUGGAUCGAAGUCAUCUUGUGGCAUUUACAAGCUUUUAGUCCAAAUGUAUUUACGAGGUUCUCGUGUGAACAAAACAUUGAUUAAAUAUUCAUUUGAGUGCAAUGUAAUGUGGACAGAUAUCGUGUGAAAAGCAGAUCUGCUUUCAUUUAUCAUGUUUAUGAAUUAAAAUAUAUUUCAAAUUCAGGACUA
This is a messenger RNA of Stylophora pistillata, 1654 nucleotides long. RefSeq names its product aquaporin-11. The record is from RefSeq and is a predicted model, not a curated record. Gene Ontology annotation, molecular function: channel activity. Gene Ontology annotation, cellular component: membrane; cytoplasm. Lineage: Eukaryota; Metazoa; Cnidaria; Anthozoa; Scleractinia; Pocilloporidae. Gene Ontology annotation, biological process: transmembrane transport.